UGUUUCGAGAAUAAUUCUCUACAGCCAACCAGAAUUAACACAGUGAGGUUACUUCUCAAAUAAUCGUAGCAACGUGUACGCGUGAUUGCCGGUCGAUCACUUGAUUAUCAUUACAAAUAAAUCAUUAAUUUACAUUUAAAAAAAUACAAUUAAAAUGUCUGCAGCAGCAUCAUUUGCAAAGAAGGUAUUCCCACUUCUCGACAGAGUUUUGGUCCAGAGAGCUGAGGCAAUCACCAAGACCAAGGGUGGUAUUAUCAUUCCAGAAAAUGCACAAGCUAAAGUUUUGAAAGCAACUGUUAUUGCUACUGGACCUGGAGCACGUAAUCAGCAAGGAGAACAUGUUCCUUUGAGUGUCAAAGUUGGUGACACAGUUCUUCUUCCAGAAUAUGGUGGUACCAAAGUUAACCUUGAAGAAGACAAGGAAUUUCAUCUUUUCCGUGAAUCUGACAUUCUUGCUAAAAUUGAAUAAAAAUUCAACCUAGGCUUAAAACAAUUUCUUAAUUUUUUUUUUUUAUUAAUUUCAUCAUAAUCUUCAAAAAUAAUUACACUUGAU
Molecule: messenger RNA, 553 nt
Organism: Aphidius gifuensis
Lineage: Eukaryota; Metazoa; Arthropoda; Insecta; Hymenoptera; Braconidae
Product: 10 kDa heat shock protein, mitochondrial
Exons: 3
Coding region: 155-469 (104 amino acids)
Cellular component (GO): mitochondrial matrix
Molecular function (GO): protein folding chaperone; metal ion binding; protein-folding chaperone binding
Source: RefSeq, a predicted model, not a curated record